Messenger RNA from Dufourea novaeangliae, 2412 nucleotides. RefSeq lists its product as uncharacterized. Bases 1 to 2397 code for a protein of 798 amino acids. Gene Ontology annotation, cellular component: nucleus; Slx1-Slx4 complex. The transcript has 4 exons. Lineage: Eukaryota; Metazoa; Arthropoda; Insecta; Hymenoptera; Halictidae. Gene Ontology annotation, molecular function: enzyme binding. Gene Ontology annotation, biological process: resolution of meiotic recombination intermediates; interstrand cross-link repair; meiotic DNA double-strand break processing. The record is from RefSeq and is a predicted model, not a curated record.
AUGCAGGGAGAAGCUGAUUAUUUAAAUCAACUUAGUCCAAUUAGGCAUUAUAGUCUAUCUCCAGAUAUGUUUGAUGAUAUUAACGAUACAAUUCCAAGGUAUAAAAGGAAGUCUAUUAAUCACAUUGUAGAUACUCGUGAAAUACAAAAAUCUAAUGAUCUUAAUAUUGCUAAUUCAUUUGAUCCGGUAACAAUUGAUAUCGAUUCCACUGAGAUUAAGGACUUUGUUUCAUUCGAAAACAUUGAAGAGAACGUAAAUACCUUAUCAAAUACACCACAAUCUAAUAAAUCAAAAAAGAAGAGUAUAAACCAUUUUGAUGUUAAAAAAACAAAAAGUAAUUUGAGUAUAUUUAUCGAACAAUUUCAAAUGGAGAAUGCUAAGUCAGAUUUUGAUACAGAUUCUGAUAUUACGAUAAUACCAAUACCAUCUAAAUUCAAGAGAAAUCCAUUUAAUAUCAAUAAUGACAGUCCUGAUCAGUCUUUUAGAGUUAACGAAACUGCAAUUGUAAAUGGAAAAUUAGAAAAGGAAAAAGAUGUUUGGGAUAAGUUUGAUUGCAAUGUUACUAAUUUCCAAUUGGAUACGAAAUCUACAUCUGGAGACAGUGAUGAUGUUAAGUUAAAUUUUGAUGCAAUGGUUGAUUUAACACAAUUAUUGGAAGAUAAUAAAGAAAAUUGUACAGAAAAAUCUGUGAAAAACAAUUCAAUGAACGGAAAUGUAAAUAACACAGAAGAAAUAGUUCAAAACGAUAUAUCUCUUAUAACAAAAGAUUUAUCAAAGCAUAAUGCAAAUGUUAUGAAUUUAGACAACACUAGAGCACAAUCCGAUGAAAAUGAAAAUAGUAAUUCAUUAGAUAUUUCUACAGAUGGUGGUGAACUAUCUAUGUAUACAAUGUAUAAGAAAGGACAUAAAAAUAAUAGUAUAAUAAAAUAUCGAAAUUUUCUGAAAACAUGUGCACUAAACAAUUCUGUAAAAAGUACCUCAGAGGAUGAUAAUUAUGAAAGCGAUGAUAACAUGGAUAAGGAAAAUAUUACUUUACACUCAGAUGUAAAUAUAGGGUCUGGCAAUAUAAUCAUUUCCGAAAAAGAAAAGGAAAUAAUAUCGAACCUUGAGAACUCUGGUCAUCAAUCAGUUCCACAAAGUCCAACAAAUUUUAACAAUACAAUUGAUAAUAACAAUGAAGAUCAAAAUGAUUUCUCUGUUAAUAUCACAUCUCCAAUAAAUAGGCAAAGAAGUACUUGUAAACUCAAAAGUACGGAUAACCCAAAUAAGUUAAGGUAUAGUAAGUUAGAAAGUAACAUAAACACAGAGGUAGUACGACAUAAUUUGUCAAUGUCAUCGCCAACUCGAGAAAUUAAUGAAACAAAUUUAAUAGAAUCCCCUAUUUUAAUAUAUUCUAGCCCAGAAAUAGAUAUUUUAAAUGUGGAAACGCGUAAGAAUAAAGUGAAUAAUAAUGUUUCAAGUCUGGAAGAAUUUAGUAAUAACAGUUCCAUUUUUGAAAAACAUAUUUAUUUAGCAAAUGUUCACAUUAACAAUUAUGAUGAUGAUAAAUCAAAUAAGAAAAUUAAUGAAUCAACUAUAACCAACAAUGUUGGAACAACAGAGAUAGAAACCAUUGAAGAGCAAUUACCUACAAAACAGAGGAUCAGAAAAUUUCAAAGAAAAUCCAUGUCAGACACAAAUUUGGAUAUUAAUGAAAAAAGUACAAAGAAUAAUGCAUCCCAUCCUUUUAUUAGUCUCAGUCAGUCGUCUCUGUGUAACUGUGGCGAUAAACAAAUUUCAGAGAAACUAACAUCUCCUACAAUUAUUAGGGAUAGUAUUACACCUCCUCCUAAUUACGAUGGCAUGGAAACAGAUGAACUUCAUGCAGAAUUACGUAAAUAUGGAUUAAAAUUACAGAAACGAAGUCGGGCUAUAAAAUUGUUGACAUAUAUUUAUAAUGAGUUGCAUCCUACAGAGAUUUCAAUCUCUAAGAAAGUAGAACCUGUACCUCCAGUCAUAGAUAGCGAUGACGAGGAACCACCAAUGAAAAGAAAAAGUUAUGAUAAAAGUAAUACUAAUAGUGAUUACCGAUAUGAUUUACCGCUUUCACAAAGUAGUGCUGAAGAAUCAUCUGUAGUUAUAAUCGACAAAGAAACACUAUUCGAUGAAUCUGAACCCUUGACUGCGAUAAAUGAAGCAUUGAAUAUUAAAAACGUGUUUUUCAAGUUAAUAAAAGACCAAAAAGAACUACACAAUAAGAUUUUAACUUAUGAACCAUUAUGUAUUGAGUUUUUACAUUCUAUGCUGAAACAAGAAGGCUUCAAAUGCAACAUGAAUACUCUGAUGGACUUCUUAGACGAACAGUGUAUUACGUUUUAUUGUCAAGAUAUGAAAUACAAGAGAAAUAGGAAGAAGUAGAUGGUAAUACCAGGA